AUGGAGGACAAAGAUGUGGGCUACAUCCACAAACCGAUGAUAGACAAGGACACAAUACUGGAUGACAAACAGCGUUGCAGACCAUGGCCCAACUGCAUAAGCUGGGGCAAGAAGCUGAAAUGGCCUUUUUAGAGAAUAAAAGAGCGAGGGAGGAGGCUGAAAAAUCAGCAGAGGUGGGCAAGGGGAGAGAGGAAGAAGAAGAAGUGGAAGGCAACAAAACCUCGACUCAAAGUGAGGGACUGCGUGGAGAGGGGACAGGAGAGACAAGGAUCAGCAAGACAAGAGAGGAAGGGGAUUCACAGGGGGCAGUCAAAAGGAAGAUGAGUGACAGAGAAAAUUCUACGGGGGGUAUUGCGAGCCAUGACACAAAAAGAUCUCAUACGGGCAAGAGGGAAGAGGAAGCUUCAGUGUCGCAAGGCCAAGUCCAUGGAUCAGGCACGAGAGAAGAGGGGCAAGGGGAGGCCAAAGCACAGAGUGAGGGAAUGGACAUAACUCCAUUAGAAGCAGAGGAUUCAUCAUCUUCUUCUUCGGACCAACAUACACGGCCAGGUUCACCAUCAGCAGGUAACAGCUCAUCAGGAAGAGCACGGAUGGACAGCGGGGAAAACGUAAUGGCAGAUCCACCGAAUGGCUCAAAAGGAGAUAUGGAUAGCGGGGAAGAUGUUAGAAUGUCACAGGACUCGGGAGAGGACUCAGGAGAAGACACAGGAGARGACACUGAAGRGGAGGAAUGGGAGGAUGCGGMGGAGGAGGAGGAACCGGAGGAGGAACCGGAAACGCUAGCCCAGUGGAUCAGAACGGUACACAAGCUGAAGUGGGAAAGACACGUCGAAUGUGAAGUACCUUUGGCGCAUCAUAAGCAUCUACACAACCUGAAGCAGGCUACUUCAGCUGGGGACGAUAUUACCUCAACAAACAGAUUUGAAUGGUUGAGGAAAGAGCUGGAGGUCAAUGAGUUCUACGCAUCACAGUAUGCUUGGAAGGCCCACCCAAACAGCAACGACAUUUUGGUACAUAAUGGGAACUACGCCAAGCAGUUUAUAUGGCCCAAAACGUACCAACCUCAGGGGUUGAAAAGGUCAGAGCAAAAAAGGAAAGCGCAGCAGGAAUCAGAAAGCUCAGCUCAAGGGAUGGAGGAGAAGGAGCAGAUCGAGGAGGAGAUGAGACAAGCAGCGAUCCUGGAGGCACAAAUCAACGUCUUCAAGGACCAAAACAGGGAAUUGGAGGAGGAUACCAUCAAUCUGCUAAAAAUAGCAUACUCUCCACAAGGUGACAAAUGCAGCAGCCAAGCUCUUCGCAAGGCACAAUCCAAGGAGGAGAGUCGUCAUACCAUACCGCUGGAACAGUGGCAACUCGGACUGGGAGGUGGCCAUACAUAAGACAUUGGCUCUGAUCUCUACAAAGGAUAGUCACUGCUCGCAGGAAAGGCUCAAGGAACAGAUCUCAGGAGAUCUCCCGGACAGAG
Chara braunii is the source of this 1465-nucleotide messenger RNA. The record is from the annotation of a GenBank genome assembly. Lineage: Eukaryota; Viridiplantae; Streptophyta; Charophyceae; Charales; Characeae.